AUGGUAGUCAGUGCUGCGAACAAGUCGUAUGCGCAGGCGUUGAGAUUCCUGAGGCCGAGGGGAACGCUGGUGUGUAUUGGGAUGCAGGAGGGGGAGCAGGUCCCGAUUGGGACGGAGUUUCCGGCGAGGAUUACGAAUCAGCAGUUUAGGAUUGUGGGCUCCGCAAUCGGAAACCGCAGGGAAGCUAUCGAGGCUCUAGAUUUUGCAGCGAGAGGUCUAGUCAGAUAUCGUAUCAGGAUCGAGAAGUUGGAGAAUCUGAGUAAGGUAUUCGAAGACAUGCACGCUGGGAAGCUUCAAGCGAGAGUUGUAGUUGCGCUGCCAUAA
Molecule: messenger RNA, 324 nt
Organism: Cadophora gregata
Lineage: Eukaryota; Fungi; Ascomycota; Leotiomycetes; Helotiales; Ploettnerulaceae
Exons: 3
Coding region: 1-324 (107 amino acids)
Source: RefSeq, a predicted model, not a curated record